This is a messenger RNA of Harmonia axyridis, 1263 nucleotides long. RefSeq lists its product as uncharacterized. The transcript is spliced from 2 exons. NCBI's taxonomy places the organism in Eukaryota, Metazoa, Arthropoda, Insecta, Coleoptera, Coccinellidae. Gene Ontology annotation, cellular component: nucleus; transcription regulator complex. Gene Ontology annotation, biological process: regulation of transcription by RNA polymerase II. The record is from RefSeq and is a predicted model, not a curated record. The coding region runs from base 251 to 1216 and encodes 321 amino acids. Gene Ontology annotation, molecular function: DNA binding.
GUUCCAAAGUAACGCUGUGUCCUACGUGAGCGAAUCAUUGCGAGCGAUUAGCGCGACGCGACCAAACGCGAUAUAUCAAACAAUGUAAUAUAAUAGCGCUGUCCUACGUGCAGUCGUAUCGGUCGUAAAACUGUUUCAGCCGAAUUUCGCGCUCUGUCGGCGAUCAAAUUGUUUGAUAUUUCCAAGCGGAAUACGCGCGAACUUCAGUAGUUCUUGUUGAUGCAGGCACGUUUGCUUCGACCGCUCUACAAUGAAUGAUUUAAACGAAGUUUUAAUACUGGCUGUUAGAAAUUCCAGUAUACUCUGGGACAAGACUGAUAAAAGAUAUCAUAAUCGACUGUUGGUGGAUAGAGAAUGGAGUAGAAUUGCCGAUGAACUGGGGGAAACAAAGGAAACAGUUAAAGGGAGGUGGAAAAAUCUCCGUGAUACUUUCAAUAGAGAACUAAAAAAAGUGCACAAGUCUAGAUCAGGUGAGGAAGCAAGCGGACCAUGUCGUUACAAGGGUACAUGGUGUUAUUUUGAAGAUAUGGAUUUCUUGAAACGAAUAUUAACUCCUCGAGAAACUGAAGGUAACUUGCCAUCAUGUCAGGAGAAAAAUAUUUUUGGAGAUGAAUCCCUAUCUAAAUCGCUAGAAGGUGACGAGUCUGAAGACAAUCGAUGGAUUGAACAAGAGGAAAGCGAUAAGGAAGAUGGGGAAUUGACUUAUAAUGAAGACGUUCCUGAAUCAGCAAUUCGUCCGAAAAGACUCUCGAAAAGAAGUAGACCGACAAGUUUACAAAAGGAACUGGAGAACUUGGAGAAAUCUUUGCCUUCCUCAAGUAGUCCGAAAAAUCCGAUAAAAGUUAGUAGAAAACGAAAAACUGGAACCUCACAAUAUCAGCAUGAUAGUUUUGAACGUGAGAUGUUGAAACUCGAAGCUGAAAAAUUGGAUAUUUUGAGAAAUACUGACGAUGACGAUGACGACAUCAACUUUUUCAAAUCACUUUUGCCGCAUGUCAGGCAACUUUCUUCGAUAGAUAAAUUAAACUUUCGUAUUCAAGUACAGCAUUUGCUGUAUCAGGAACUGCGUAAGCGGGAACCAUCACAUAUCACGAAUAUUGCAUCGCGAUCAACGUCAUAUUGUUCUCCACCUUCUUCAGACUACAACGGUAAUGAUCAAUCAUCCGAUUCUAGACAUCCAGAACAAUACGAUUAUGUAAUACACGAGUUCAAUUAACAUUAUUAAUGUCUGAUAACAAAGAAUAAAAAGGUUAAAAAGUAAAA